Mauremys mutica (yellowpond turtle) is the source of this 4579-nucleotide messenger RNA. RefSeq names its product Wnt family member 5A (gene WNT5A). The record is from RefSeq and is a predicted model, not a curated record. Gene Ontology annotation, cellular component: extracellular region. Bases 1014 to 2207 code for a protein of 397 amino acids. NCBI's taxonomy places the organism in Eukaryota, Metazoa, Chordata, Testudines, Geoemydidae. The transcript has 5 exons. Gene Ontology annotation, biological process: neuron differentiation; canonical Wnt signaling pathway; multicellular organism development. Gene Ontology annotation, molecular function: cytokine activity; frizzled binding.
UCGGAAAUCGGAGUGCGCGUAGCUCCGGAAAGCGGCCCGCUUUCUUCUCCUCGCCUGGGCCGGGAACAGGACGGGCUCCAAGUGCGCGCAGUGUCCUGCAACCCGCGCCCCGAGGGAGCCUCUGGCGCGCCACUCCGCUGCACCCCGGGGAGAAGGGCUUCGGCGGGUGCCCCGGGAGCCGGGAAGGCUCCUUCCCGGGCUGUGUGCCCCCGCCAGCCCCCUGGCACUGCAGGUGCUCCGCGCCGGGCAGUCCCAGCCUCUCCCCCAGCUAACCCACCCGUCCCUGAACCAAACCGUUCCCAGGCUCCGCUGGCCGCGGAGCUCAGCGCCCAACUCCCCCGGGAGCUCGGGCGCUUAGUGUCGGCGCUGACGGACGGGGGCUCCCCUGGGCCUCGUUAGCGGCCUCUCCCCCCGCAGUGGCUCGCUGGCUCCUUUCCUGAGAGCCGGCCGGAGCUGGGCUUGCGGGGCGCCCGGUCACUGGCUCUGAGAGCGCUCCGUCCCCGGGCCGCUGCCGGGCAAACCCGCGUCCCAGCUCCGCGCUCCCUCUGUCCCGGGGACGGAGCUGCCGGCUCUUCCCGCAGGGGGCUGUUUUGAUUCGACUCCCAGCACCGUGUGGUCAGUCCCCGUGCGCGGGGAAGCCGGCGACACAAUCCCGACCCACGGGCGCUGCGUCUCCUGGCAGAAGAGACAAACCCUACCCGACCUCCAGCUCCCAGGCGUCCUACUUGCAGUGACGGCGCAACGCGAUCCUGUUCCCCCCGAUGGUGAAAUCAAGCCGGAGAGCCCCCCCCCCCACCGGCAUCUUAUCCCGUGCUGCCUUGGUGGCUUUCAGAGCGCUCCGGCCGCAAUCAAAUUGGGGAUCCCUGGAGGGCCCAAAUAUCUGUCUCCCAAAUGAGGAGAAUCGGAAUCCUCCCUUCGGGUUAGAGAGGCAUUUUGAGCUGGGAAGGAGAAACGCGCGUCGCCUGACAACGGAAUGAGCUUUGCACAUACUUUCUCGGACGAGCUCUGCCUCGAUGGUUCUCAUCUGGAAGCAGCUCCCAGAAUGGCCCAUAAAGAAAUCCAUUGGAAUAUUAGUCCAAGGAGGUGCUUUGGGGACAGUUGGCAGUGCAAUGGCUUCCAAGUAUCUCAUAGUGGUUCUGGCCAUUUUCUCCUCUUUUGCCCAAGUUGUAAUAGAAGCCAGCUCUUGGUGGUCUUUAGGUAUGAAUCAUAUGAAUCCUAUGAACCCUGUUCAGAUGUCAGAGGUAUAUAUAAUAGGAGCACAGCCACUAUGUAGUCAACUAGCAGGACUUUCCCAAGGACAGAAGAAACUCUGCCACUUGUAUCAGGACCACAUGCAGUAUAUUGGAGAGGGGGCAAAGACAGGCAUUAAGGAAUGCCAGUAUCAGUUCAGACACAGAAGAUGGAAUUGCAGCACUGUGGACAACAACUCUGUUUUUGGCAGAGUCAUGCAGAUAGGCAGUAGGGAGACUGCCUUUACUUACGCAGUCAGCGCUGCCGGGGUGGUUAAUGCAAUGAGUCGCGCCUGCCGAGAGGGGGAGCUCUCCUCCUGUGGCUGCAGCAGGGCAGCCAGGCCCAAAGAUUUACCCCGGGACUGGCUGUGGGGUGGCUGUGGGGAUAACAUCGAAUAUGGCUACCGCUUCGCCAAGGAGUUUGUGGACGCUCGGGAGCGUGAGAGAAUUUACCAGAAAGGCUCUUACGAGAGUGCUAGGAUUUUGAUGAACCUGCAUAACAACGAGGCUGGAAGACGAACUGUGUAUAACUUGGCUGAUGUGGCCUGUAAGUGCCAUGGGGUGUCUGGCUCCUGCAGCCUGAAGACCUGUUGGCUGCAGCUGGCCGAUUUCCGCAAAGUGGGCGAUGCCCUGAAGGAGAAAUACGAUAGCGCUGCUGCCAUGAAACUCAACAGCCGGGGCAAGCUGGUGCAAGUGAACAGCCGCUUCAACACGCCCACCAUCCAUGACCUGGUCUACAUUGACCCUAGCCCCGACUAUUGCGUGCGCAAUGAGAGCACCGGCUCCCUGGGCACCCAGGGCCGCCUCUGCAAUAAGACCUCAGAGGGCAUGGAUGGCUGCGAACUCAUGUGCUGUGGCCGGGGCUAUGACCAGUUCAAGACAGUGCAGACAGAGCGCUGCCACUGCAAGUUCCAUUGGUGCUGCUAUGUGAAAUGCAAGAAGUGCACAGAGAUCGUGGACCAGUUCGUGUGCAAAUAGGGGGUGAUGAGGUGGGAGGUGCUUCUCCUACCUGCCAGCAAGGGUGCUACCCCCAGGACAAUCUCCACUUUAUUUAUAGAGUCCAAUGAUUUUUUUUCUUUUUUUUUAUAAAGGUUACAAAAAGAAGUGACUGGAACCUUUUCUGCACCCAUCCUAGGACUGUGUGUGGUUUAUAUUUUUGGCAAUAAUGGGGGAGAACCCAAGAAAAUAUUUAUUUUACCCAAAAAAAGAGACUUUUUAAAAAAAUAGCGUAGUUUGAAGGGAAAUCCAACAUAGCCUAACUUAGUCCCAUGAGUCAUAGUACAUGUGCAGCCAGCAAAGAAUUCUUAGGUGCUUGGGAUCUGAGAAUGAUCCUUAUGAACACACUAACCCACAAACCUGUGCAUGAUUUUAGCUUCAGUGACCAAAAGUAGUCUGAUAGGUGCAUACAAAGCUGAUCAAUACAUCCAGGGGUUCAUAAAAGGAGGGCUGGUAUAUCCCCAGGAGGGCUCAGCACAAAGCUACUAUGAUGUCAAUCACAUGACUGCAAGGUGCUAAUUUAAAGGUGAGAUAAUUAAAGGGUACGAGCGCAUAAGACUUCUAAAGGGUUCAGCUAUGGUAUUUAGGACCUAAAGUCUUGGGCCAGUAGCUAGCAAGACCAAGAAAAAAAUCUGCCUUGAUUAACACUAAAGGUGUACAUCAAAGCAGGAUGUGACCUAUCAGCUCUUCAUCUAAUUGUGUAUGAAGUGUGAGUAUUCCAUCUUAGCAAGCAAUGCCUUACUGAUAAAGAAUAUCAGGAGCAAGUGACCUUUGAAUCUCACCGAACAGUGUGCUCUGGUCUGACCCAAUAGAAAUUGCACCACUGCAGCUGUUUCACUGUCCUACUCUGUGGAAAGCCCUUUAGGAAACAGAAUUCCCCUAAUUUGAAGUGCCUUUUAAAAAACAAAGUGGUGUGAUAGCUGGCCAACUUUCAAAACACAGCUUAGUAAAUAACCCCUCUUAUCCAAGGAAAUCAAUAAUUAACCAUCAAUCAUUCUUGAGAUGGUUGAUUUAUUGUGGAUUUUGGGAAAGCUUUGACUUGAGGAGACAAUAGUUUCAUGUCUUAAUGAUGUUAAGUGGCUAUUUUAGUUCAAUGAAAUAUUGCAGCGAUGCCAAAUUUAUCAUCUGAUGUCUUCAGAACACGUGCUUUAGAUAAUAUAUUGCAGGUAUACACUAAAACUGUUCAGACUGUACUUGAGCAGUUACAUAUAUACGGGAAAACUGUGGUCUGCUGGUGUCUGAUAUUUCAGAGCUUUUUGUACAUAUAUAUUUCAAUACAGCCAGUGAUUUUUAUAAAACUGCUAAAGUUACAGAGGCAGUUCAUCAGUUAGGAGCAUAUUAUUCCCCCAUUUCCUUUUACAAAUCACUUUUAGGAUUUUUUGAUAUUGAUUCUAGCAUUCUUGGUGUCAUAACACAAAGGUUUUAAGAAUACUUUAAUCACAAAGAAGUUAAGCCUCUUCUUAACCUAAGGGGGCUUCUUGAGCUACAGGUAGAACAGAUACCAUGCACUUGAAUUCACACUUGGUUGGAGACUGCUUCUCUCUUCCACUUUCCUGCAAGGGCAUUAUUGAUUAUCAUUGAAACAGAAACCUUAAAAUUCCCUAGCACAAACUGUAUUUGGCCCUUCGUUUGUCUUAAGGGUUUUUUUAAUUUUUUGAGAUGGAAAUCAGUACCUACUACAGCAACUUCUUGUGUUUCCCCCAAUAUAGCGUAUUUACAAGAACACAGUUAGCAUUUGUCAUUGGUUCAGAAACCUCACCCCAAAUCAUUCCCAUCCCAUAAAUUAAACAAAUUGGCAUUCAAUACCAAACAAGUAAAAUCCUCCACUUUAGCUUAGUCAUACUAAAGCCUUAACUUCUCACAAGCCUAUAAGCUGUUGCAUUAAGUUCAUCUUGAUCAUUUAUCAGCUCUUUAAAUGAUGCUUUAUUGCUCUUAAUUUAUUAAGAACAUAUUUACCCCUCUCUUCCAGAUGUUUGCAAACCAAGUAUCUUAAAAUUAAGAAAGGCACUACUUCAUUGAAUAUGUCACUUUUGGUUUUUAUUAUACAAAAACCAUAGUCAUUUUUUAUUUGCUGAAUCGCAUCUUGUUCCUUUUUUUUAGUGACUCCUGUCUGUGAGCAGAGCUGAGUCUAACGAUCCUAGCUUUUAAAAUACUAUUUAAUGUAAAAUAUUUUACUUGUCAUUCAGAUAUUAUGUAAAUCUUCUAUGUCAUUUCCUCUGUUUGUUCUGUACAUUUAAUGUACAUAUUUCUGUCUUGCGUGAUUUGUAUAUUUCACUGGUUUAAAAAUUUUUUUUGAAAGGCUUUAUGCCAUAAUGGAAGAUAGACUAUAAAAAUAAAACUUUGUAUGUUGGGAA